AUGCCUCGCGAGCUUAUUACUAUACAAGCAGGUCAAUGUGGUAACCAAAUUGGGUCUCAGUUUUGGCAGCAACUGUGCCUGGAGCACGGUAUCUCCCCUGAUGGAACUCUUCAGCCCUACGCAAAUACUGCCAUUGCUGGUGACCGUAAAGACGUCUUCUUCUAUCAGUCUGAUGACACGCGCUACAUUCCACGGGCUCUUCUCAUCGAUCUUGAGCCCCGUGUCAUUAACUCCAUCAUGGCUGGCUCACAUGCUCGUAUGUUUAAUCCGGAAAAUAUAUUCGUGUCGCCAAACGGUGGUGGUGCAGGAAACAUUUGGGCAGCUGGAUACCAUGCUGGUGAACAGAUCAGCGACUCUAUCAUGGAUAUGCUUGACCGAGAAGCCGAGGGUUCUGACUCUCUGGAAGGUUUUAUGCUUCUUCACUCUAUUGCUGGUGGUACUGGCUCUGGUCUUGGCUCUUUUUUACUGGAACAUAUUAAUGAUCGGUUCCCUAAAAAACUUAUCCAAACCUACUCUGUUUUCCCAGAUUCCCAACAAGUUUCCGAUGUCGUUGUUCAGCCAUACAACUCUGUCCUUACUCUUAAGCGUCUUGCUCUUUAUGCUGACUCAGUCAUUGUACUUGACAACGGUGCCCUUGCCCGAAUCGCUGCUGAAACACUCAAAGUUCAAUCUCCAACUUUUGAUCAAACAAAUCAGCUUGUAUCGACUGUUAUGUCAGCGUCUACAAGCACUCUACGCUAUCCAGGAUACCUUCACAAUGAUCUUGCUUCUAUUCUCGCAUCCUUGAUACCCCUACCGCGAUGUCAUUUCCUUAUGACAGCAUACACCCCUUUUAGCAAUGAAACUGUCGACCAGGCCAAGCUGGUACGUAAGACUACGGUUCUAGAUGUCAUGCGCCGCCUUCUUCAGCCUAAAAAUAGAAUGGUGUCUACAGGCCAAUCCAAAGCUGCGUGCUACCUCUCUAUCCUGAACAUUAUCCAGGGAGAUGUUGACCCUACAGAUAUCCACAAGGCAUUGUUGCGUAUUCGCGAACGUAACCUUGCCAACUUUAUUCCGUCGGCACCUACGUCUAUUCAAAUUUCGCUCUCUCGAAGGUCACCAUAUCUCUAUCGCAAUAGUAAUAACAAUAACAAUAACAAUAACAAUAACAAUAGUAGCAAUGCCGAAUCGGCUGCUAUGGAUCCAUCAACUAGAAUCUCCGGUCUCAUGUUGGCAAAUCACACCGCAAUUUCAUCCCUUUUUAAUCGCACAGUUGAUCAGUUUGACCGCCUUCUUAAAAGACAGGCUUUCUUAGAACCAUAUCGUCGUCAGCCCAUGUUUGAAAAUGGACUUUCUGAGUUUGAAGAUGCCCGCGAGCAUGUCAUGGAUGUGAUCAAAGAGUACAAACGCCUGGAACCUCCUAUAACAUCUGUAUAA
Messenger RNA from Magnusiomyces paraingens, 1416 nucleotides. RefSeq lists its product as uncharacterized. Bases 1 to 1416 code for a protein of 471 amino acids. NCBI's taxonomy places the organism in Eukaryota, Fungi, Ascomycota, Dipodascomycetes, Dipodascales, Dipodascaceae. Gene Ontology annotation, molecular function: GTP binding; structural constituent of cytoskeleton. The record is from RefSeq and is a predicted model, not a curated record. The transcript has 2 exons. Gene Ontology annotation, cellular component: cytoplasm; nucleus; gamma-tubulin complex. Gene Ontology annotation, biological process: cytoplasmic microtubule organization; mitotic cell cycle; microtubule nucleation.